Molecule: messenger RNA, 892 nt
Organism: Aspergillus vadensis CBS 113365
Lineage: Eukaryota; Fungi; Ascomycota; Eurotiomycetes; Eurotiales; Aspergillaceae
Exons: 1
Coding region: 296-841 (181 amino acids)
Source: RefSeq, a predicted model, not a curated record
UGGAUCCCUCUUCCAACCCCGGGAAGGAUUGAGGCAUGGGAGCGUCCGGAGGAUUUUAAUCCCACUCCUCCCACUGGUGGUGGAUCUGGUGCCAGCCUCUUUAGCCGUUCGCUUUGUCGGGGGUCCAAGCACAUAUUCUUCACCAAGUCUUGGACCCGGACUGGGAGCAGUGGGCGUCCCCGAUCGAUCUGAGGUCAGCUUCAGUACGCAGCACUCAUAUCCACACUAGUUAGGCGAACAAUCCAAUCGACCACUCCCAUUCUCGGUGGGACAGUCCGAGUGGGCAUUUGAUCUGAUGUCAGCUUCGGUGUGGGAGGUUCCGGCCGAGUUAAGCAAACACAGCCCAGCCAGUGGGAGCACCCGCGGGCAUUUUCUUCUGCAGGUGGGAUUGCCCGGUCGAUCCCAUGCUCCCUCUGUAGGCGCAGCAGGAGCAUCGGAGCAUCUAGAACCCCUUAAUCAGCCCAGCGGUGGGAUAACCCCAUUAUCAAUGACCCCUAAGCGGUGGGAGUACCCGGCUCCGCGGUGUCGUGUGGGUAAGUGGGAGUGUCCGGGGUUCCGGGGCAACGGAGCAGAAUCCCCCUUCUUCUGCUACUCUCCUUCAUCUUCGUGUCCCCUCUGGUCCUCGCCUUCGUCAGCAGCCACGUGUGCAGAUUGUCCUCGCGUGUCGGCAAUUGACCUGAUUACGAGGCGUUUCCUGCCCGCAUCCGUGCAUGAUUCCUUGAUCCCUCGGGACGGAAGUGCUUGUGAGUAUGGCAGCGAAUUGUCUGUAGAUCUCAUUAACCUAAGCUUAUCAGUCAGCGAGGUCAUUCAUGUACUUGACUACUUGCUUGUGUCUUUUUAAACGCACUACGGGAUGAGCUCAUGUCCGUGAACUCUUGUCCCUUGAGACCUC